Molecule: messenger RNA, 696 nt
Organism: Lolium rigidum
Lineage: Eukaryota; Viridiplantae; Streptophyta; Magnoliopsida; Poales; Poaceae
Product: molybdopterin synthase sulfur carrier subunit
Exons: 1
Coding region: 4-327 (107 amino acids)
Biological process (GO): Mo-molybdopterin cofactor biosynthetic process
Cellular component (GO): cytosol
Source: RefSeq, a predicted model, not a curated record
CUCAUGCCUGCAGACGCUGCUCCCGCGGAGGCGGAGAACCCCGCCGCCGAUCCGGCGGCGGCGGCGGCGGCGGCGGCGACGGUCAAGGUCAAGGUGCUCUUCUUCGCCCGCGCGCGGGACCUGACGGGCGUCGCGGACUCCUCCGUCGAGCUGCCGUCCGGGAGCACCGCGGGGGAGUGCCUCGGCCGGGUGCUGGCCUCGUUCCCCAAGCUGGAGGAGAUCCGCCACUCCAUGGUGCUCGCACUCAACGAGGAGUACACGCCAGAGUCCGCAGCCGUCGCCGACGGAGACGAGCUCGCCAUAAUCCCGCCCAUCAGCGGCGGCUGAUAGAGACUGAAAAUACACAAAAGGAAAGAAAAGGUCUUCUUUCUUCUGCUUGUUGUCUUUGCUUCCUGAUCAAUGUGCAAGUUGAAUAAAUAACGAAAUUCUGGUGUUCAGCGCCAUUUGCUUUCUUAAAUCUUGUUGAUUAGUAACAUAAUUUCGAUCUCAAAAGGUGCAGAGAACAUAAUCCUCUAGUUGUAUGUGGUAGUAUCUCUUAUAUCAUUCAUCGCUGUUGUAUUAAAGGCGAGUGGCCAUAGUUGAUCGAAAAUAUGGUCACAAAGUCCACAAAAGUAUUGAUCAAUGGCUGGUGGAACUAAAAUUGAAUAUAAUCCUCAAACAAUUGUAAGCAACUCGUCAAAGUUUUUAUGUGUCUCA